GGUGGAGACAGAAAGUCACUUGCUCCAUGUUGCGCCGUGUCCUUGCCAAAACUGCCGCCCGCAGCUUCGGGUCCCACGCGCCCAAGCACGUGCCCGAGCAGUUCGUGCGCGACCACCUCGUGGCCGUGACCUUGCUCGACUACGAGGGCAGCCGCCACAUCAUCCAGGGCCGCGUCGGCCAGACGCUCUUCGAGGCGUGCCAGUUGUCGGGCCUCGACAUCGUCAAGGACGACUCGCUUGGCGGCGGUGGCGCCACGUACAGCGCGGUGCGGACGCCCGAGUUCACCGAGAGCCUCUUUGGCGAAGGCCCGUCGUCGCCCUUGUCGCACGUCGUGGUCUCGAACGAGUGGGUGCACAAGCUGCCGGUGCCGUCGGAGCGUGAAGCGCGCAUCCUCGAGGACGUGCCGGAAGAAGACCUGACCAAGAACUCGCGCCUUGGCACGGAAAUCAUCUUGACCAAGGACUUGGACGGCCUCGUCGUCGCCGUGCCCGAGGCGCCGCCGGUCGAGACCUUUACGUACUUGAACGACUGGGAGGAGCCGCAGCCCGAAGCGUACACCAUGUUCCCCAAGUCCAUCCGUGGCGAUUAGAUAUGAAUCGAAUACAAUAUGGCCGCGUGGUAUUGCCGUUGGA
Molecule: messenger RNA, 633 nt
Organism: Saprolegnia parasitica CBS 223.65
Lineage: Eukaryota; Oomycota; Saprolegniomycetes; Saprolegniales; Saprolegniaceae
Exons: 1
Coding region: 27-590 (187 amino acids)
Biological process (GO): P450-containing electron transport chain
Cellular component (GO): mitochondrion
Molecular function (GO): 2 iron, 2 sulfur cluster binding
Source: RefSeq, a predicted model, not a curated record